This is a messenger RNA of Drosophila eugracilis, 957 nucleotides long. Its product is annotated as peroxisomal membrane protein PMP22. The transcript is spliced from 4 exons. Gene Ontology annotation, cellular component: membrane; cytoplasm. NCBI's taxonomy places the organism in Eukaryota, Metazoa, Arthropoda, Insecta, Diptera, Drosophilidae. The record is from RefSeq and is a predicted model, not a curated record. The coding region runs from base 126 to 701 and encodes 191 amino acids.
GAUAUGAUCUGGAUUAGAUUUAAGUUAGUAACCACAUAGGUCUACAGGUGUUGGUAGACUCUCAGUUAUUAAUCGGCGGUGAAGACGUUUGGAGUUCUUAGGUUCACUUUUAUUAAACCCGCAACAUGGUUCUUUCGAAGCCCCUGUACUCGCUCUUCGGCACUUAUCUGGAGCAGCUCUUUAACCAUCCGGUCCGCACCAAGUCCAUCACGGCAUGCGUUCUGGCCACCUCGGCGAAUGUUACCUCCCAGCGUUUGGCGGGGGCCAAGACCCUCAACCAGCAUAGUGUUUUCGCCUAUGGACUCUUUGGCCUGGUCUUCGGUGGAAGUGUACCGCACUAUUUCUACACGACUGUGGAGCGACUCUUCAACCACGAUGUGCGCUUCAGAAGGUUCUUCCUGUUCUUGUCCGAGCGACUGGUCUAUGCUCCUAUCUACCAGGCACUUUCCCUGUUUUUUUUGUCCCUAUUCGAGGGUAACUCCCCCAACACGGCGGUAAAGAACGUGGAGAAGCUUUACUGGCCCCUGCUGAAGGCAAACUGGCAGUACCUUUCCCUGUUUGUGUACCUUAACUUCGCAUACGUACCACCGAUGUUCCGGUCGAUUAGCAUGGCCAUUAUCUCUUUCAUCUGGGUGGUGUACAUCGCACAACGGCGACGCCGAUUCCAGGAGAAAUUGGCCGCUGAGAAAGCCGCCAAAUAAGCAUUUCGUCGGGACACGAGUGACUUUAAAACCUGUGCAAGUUAUCUUGGCUUAAUAUUCCAAAUACUGUUUAGAUUACGGCCGUAGUGCUUGAAGUUCUUUAUCUGCUCUGUUUUCUGGCGAAUUACUAAUAGUCCGUGUAUGAGCACGUAAGAUAAGCUAAAACUAACUGAAGAUUCGUCUUAUCAACUGACUGUGGUUAAACCUUAAAUUUUGUAAACUUUUCGUAUUAAAAAUAAACGUAUAUGUUAAUGUA